AUGGUGGUCCAUGAGCAGCUUGAUGAUGGCAAGAAGCCCCACCAUUGCUUGGAAUGUGGGCAGAGUUUCCUCAUGGGGUCCCGCCUGUUGAUUAUGCACCAGAGGAUCCACACUGGUGAGAGGCCCUGUAAGUGCACGGAAUGUGGGAAAAGCUUCAGUGUGCCCUCCGCCCUGAUUAUACACCAGAGGAUCCACACUGGUGAGAGGCCCUACAAGUGCGGGGAAUGUGGGAAAAGCUUCAGGCAGAUCAGCCUGACUGUCCACCAGAGGAUCCACACUGGGGAGAAGCACUAUAAGUGUCCUGAGUGUGGGGAGAGGUUUCAGAGCAGAUACCAUCUCCUCAAGCAUCAGCAGAUUCACACAGAAUAGAGGCCCUUCCGCUGCCCCGACUGCGGGAGGGGCUUUAAGAGAAACUCCACUCUCAUCACCCACCAUCAGAUCCACGCUGGGGAGAGGCCCUACAAGUGCUUGGAGUGUGGGAAGAGCUUCAGGCAGAGCUCCCACCUAAUCCGCCACCAGAUGAUCCACACCGGGGAAUGGUCGCACAAAUGUGGGGAGUGUGGGAAGGGCUUCAGCUGCAGAUCCACCCUGGCGACCCACCAACGCAUCCACUCCGGGGAGAGGCCCUAUGAGUGUCCUGAGUGUCAGAAGAGAUUUCAGAGCAGCUCCAGUCUCCUCCUGCACCAGCGGAUUCACUCAGAGAAGAGGCCCUUCUGCUGCCCUGAUUGUGGGAAGGGCUUCAAGCGCAACUCCAACCUUGUCACGCACCGGCUCAUCCACACCAGGGAGAGGCCCUACGAGUGCCCCACGUGUGGGAAGAGGUUUCAGACCAGCUCCAACCUCCACCUGCAUGAGCGGAUUCACACAGAUGAGAGGCCCUUCCGCUGCCCCGACUGCGGGAAGGGCUUCAAGCAAAACUCCCACCUCGUCAGGCACCGGCGCAUCCACACUGGGGAGAGGCCCUACAAAUGUUCCCAGUGUGGGAAGAGCUUCAGGCAGAGCAACACCCUGAUCCGCCACCAGAUGAUCCACACUGGGAAAUGGGCCUGUGAGUGUGGGGAAUGUGGGAAGGGUUUCAGCUGCAGCUCAGAACUUGUCAGGCACCAAUGCAUCCACAGUGGGGAGAGGCCCUACGAGUGUCAUGAGUGCCAGAAGAGGUUUCACACCAGCUCAAAUCUCCUCCAGCACCAGCGGAUUCACACAGGUGAGAGGCCCUUCCGCUGCUCUGACUGUGGGAAGGGCUUCAAUCGCAACUCCAAUCUUGUCACCCACCGGCGUAUCCAUACCAGGGAGAGGCCCUACGAGUGUCCCCAGUGGGGGAAGAGCUUCACCCAGAGCUCUAAUUUAAGCAGACACCAACGGAUACACCA
Molecule: messenger RNA, 1370 nt
Organism: Passer montanus (Eurasian tree sparrow)
Lineage: Eukaryota; Metazoa; Chordata; Aves; Passeriformes; Passeridae
Product: zinc finger protein 665-like
Source: RefSeq, a predicted model, not a curated record